This is a messenger RNA of Cladocopium goreaui, 365 nucleotides long. NCBI's taxonomy places the organism in Eukaryota, Dinophyceae, Suessiales, Symbiodiniaceae. The record is from the annotation of a GenBank genome assembly.
CUGACAGCCAUUCUGCAGCACCUCAAUGUGCAAGAUGAGAGGAUGGCUAGCCUUACCUCUGAGCUCGGCGAGCUCCAAGCAUCUCAGGAGCGGCUGAUGGAGCGACAGCGGGAGGACCAAGCCAUGCUCACGGCACAGCUGUCAGCGCAGGAGCACCAUCUUGCUGAGCUGGACGAACGCACCCGAGCUGCCAAAGAUCUAGCGCAAGAGGCAUUGCGUGGUGAUACCUUGAGACAGGGAGCGCGGCGGCCUCGCAUCUUGGGCUUAGGUAGCCCCAUGCGACGUCUUCCAGAAGAGGCCGAGGAGGAGGAUGCUGCAGGUGAAUCACGAAAGCAGGUCACUGGAGGUGCCUCGGUUCCUUUGUC